Messenger RNA from Rosa chinensis, 1729 nucleotides. Its product is annotated as probable serine/threonine-protein kinase PBL5. Gene Ontology annotation, biological process: protein phosphorylation. Bases 182 to 1444 code for a protein of 420 amino acids. NCBI's taxonomy places the organism in Eukaryota, Viridiplantae, Streptophyta, Magnoliopsida, Rosales, Rosaceae. The transcript is spliced from 5 exons. The record is from RefSeq and is a predicted model, not a curated record. Gene Ontology annotation, molecular function: ATP binding; protein kinase activity.
AGACUCUUUUGUCUUGAGGGAGUUUUUUGUUCUCUCCUCUCUCUCUCUCUCUCUCUGUUCUCCCUCUGUCUGAGUUUUGCUCUGUUCUUCUUCUUCUUCCUGUUUCUCUUCGUCUUCCUGUUUUCGUUUACAGCUGAGAAGACGAGUGAAACCCAGAGAACAAAGAAAAAACAGGGUAACGAUGAGUUGCUUUUGCUGUAAAAAAAAUUCAAAAAAAGAAGAAGAGAGGAACAAUAAGAACAACAACAACAACACCCACAUCAACGGUAGCAAAUCAAAUCGUCUAGAUACUUCAAAAGUGAAUUCAGAGGGGAAUGUAAAAAGGGAAUUGGGUGUAAAAAAGGAGGAGGUCUCUAAGGUUGACCAGUUAUCAAUCGAUGUAAAGGAGUUGAACAUAAACGAGGAGGUUUCUAAGGAUGGAAAGACUAAUGGCAGGCGGCCACAGGCAUUUACGUUGGAGGAAAUGGAAGUAGCAACCCAAAACUUCAGUCCUGACUGCUUUAUAGGUGAAGGAGGAUUCGGCAAAGUUUACAAGGGCCACUUAGAGAAAACUAACCAGGUUGUUGCUAUCAAGCAGCUUGAUCGCAAUGGUUGCCAAGGGAUCAGGGAAUUUGUUGUUGAAGUAUUGACGCUAGGUUUGGCAGAUCAUCAGAAUCUUGUCAAAUUGAUUGGCUUUUGUGCUGAGGGGGAUCAAAGGCUAUUGGUUUAUGAAUAUAUGCCAUUUGGAUCUUUGGAAAACCAUUUGCAUGAUCUUCAAGCUGGCAGGAAUGUUCUGGAUUGGAAUACAAGAAUGAAGAUCGCAGCUGGUGCAGCAAGAGGUUUAGAGUAUCUGCAUGAGAAAAUGCAGCCUGCUAUCAUAUAUCGCGACCUGAAAUGCUCAAACAUUUUGCUUGGUGAGGAUUAUCAUCCAAAGCUAUCUGAUUUUGGCUUGGCCAAAGUAGGUCCGAGUGGAGAUAAGACUCAUGUUUCAACUAGGGUUAUGGGAACAUAUGGGUACUGUGCACCAGAUUAUGCAAUGACAGGUCAGCUGACUUUUAAAUCAGAUGUUUAUAGCUUCGGGGUGGUUCUUUUGGAGCUUAUUACAGGCCGAAAAGCUAUUGAUGGCACAAGACCUCUCAGGGAGCAAAACCUCGUAGCAUGGGCAAGACCCUUGUUCAAAGACCGGAAGAAAUUCUCACAGAUGGUGGAUCCGUUGCUCCAGGGUCAGUAUCCUGUCAGGGGAUUAUACCAAGCUCUUGCUAUUGCUGCGAUGUGCGUUCAGGAGCAGCCUAAUAUGCGGCCUGUCAUAACCGAUAUAGUGACAGCACUAAAUUACCUUGCUUCCCAGAAAUAUGACCCCCAAUUGCAUCCAGUACAAAGCUCCAGAAGGAGUCCAUCUUCUCCUAGAGUGAGAAAAGAUGAUAAUAUGAGUAGGAAUGCGGGUAAUGGGCCAGAGAGAGACUAAGCUGGGGGAUAAAAUUAAGAAUAAAGCAGUCGAUACCAUUUUGUGGUCUUUUAGAGAUGUUGUGCCUAGUUAUCAAUUUUUGCAUCACAGAAGAUAACAGGUACUGCUGCCAUUCUCAAUAUUCACAUACAGAGAAUUUCUGCUCUUCUCUCUUCUCCCCCGCCGUGUACAUGUGAGCCGAUGUUCUUGAUGUCUUGUAUGUAAGAUCUGUCCUUGUAGGAACUUUUGAGAAUAUAUUAGUCAGCCUUAAUUUCUAUACAGUUACUUACAUUCUUUUGCCGUCUU